Molecule: messenger RNA, 2654 nt
Organism: Carassius carassius (crucian carp)
Lineage: Eukaryota; Metazoa; Chordata; Actinopteri; Cypriniformes; Cyprinidae
Gene: klhl23
Product: kelch-like family member 23
Exons: 4
Coding region: 638-2314 (558 amino acids)
Molecular function (GO): protein binding
Source: RefSeq, a predicted model, not a curated record
AAAGAAAUGCACUCAACCUCAAUCAAACGCGAACAUCGACUGACCUCCUCACACUGUUUUCAUGGUAACCGUGAGUUAUUUCUGUCCCUUUAAUGUUACCCUGUGGACUUAAUGGCAACUGAACACUAAUAAUUCACCGUCUCUAAGCUAUAAACAAACGCUUUUGCGUUCAGUCAACGGUGAAGCGUGUAGAAAUGGAUUAAUUCUUGGUGUUCGGCAGUACUUGGGUCCUUGGUACUGUUUCCCUCAGGCAAGCGUUAUUAUGCAACGGCUUUAAUCCUUAUUAGGAUUAUGCACCACUGGCAUGACAACUAAAACGUGAAACUAGUGUUAUGUCUCAUUUGAUAGAAAAAUCGGAAUUUCAGCUUUUUAAUAAUGUAUUUAUGAAGACGGGAUGCUGAAGUAGUGGUUCGGUCACAUGGCUGUGUUGGAUCAGUAGUGGCGGCUGACAGCAGCGAGGCUCCUGCUUUAAUACACAGAUACCAAAAUAGGAGCGCGACAUUCUCCAGAGGCUGACGCUAAAUACAGGGGCCACAUGUCUGAUCUGUCCGAGCACGAGCCGCACUGUUGGGGAUAAAACCUCUACAGCGAAGAAAGGACGAGCUUUGUCACUCCGUCAUCAUACGGGUAAGUUGCAAUGUCAGGAAAAGCUCAAAGCGGUUACUCCUACGAGUUCUGUGAUGCCUCUCACUCCUCUGAGGUGUUGGAAGCUCUUCAUGAGUUUCACAGCAGUGGUCUGUUCACAGACGUCACCCUGCAGUCUUCAUCCGGAGAGCUGUUCCACUGCCACAAGGCUGUCCUAUCAGCCCGCAGCUCUUAUUUCAGGGUAAUGUUCACCUUAGACAUGAGAGAACGUUUGAACAACACCAUCACCCUGCCUUGCAUAAACGGAGAGAUUCUGGGUGCUUUGGUGAGCUACGUCUACACUUCAAAGAUCAGCAUUACCCAGAACAACGUCCAAAGUCUUCUGGAAGCCGCAGACCUGCUGCAGUUCAACUCGCUCAAGAAAGCCUCCGAGAGCUUCAUGAUUCGUCUGCUGGACGUCGAUAACUGCCUCGGGAUGCACUCGUUCGCCGAGGUUCACGUGUGCUCUGAUCUGCAGCACGAGGCUUUGAGGCUCAUACGGAGUCGCUUUGAAGAGCUCACACUUCAGGAGGAGUUCCUAGAGGUGGAUUUCCAAAAGCUCAUGGGGAUUUUAGAAACAGAGAACCUUAAUGUGUGGAAAGAAGUGACUUUAUUGGAUGCGGCGGUCAAAUGGGUCGCCCAUGACACGGCUCCUCGAAUAAACCACCUUCAAGAGCUUCUCAAAUGCAUCCAUUUGGAAGUGGAUGAUGCUUGCAUCAAAGCGGCUUUGGAUCUACGCAAAUGUUGCUCUGAAAGCAAAUUGCGAUCUCUGAUUCGUACCUCCUUAAAGCAGAGCAAAGGUUUCUCACAGUGCUGCAAAAAACUAACGUGUAGCUUGUAUGUUAUUGGUGGAUAUUACUGGCAUCCGUUGUGUGAAGUACACAUGUGGGACCCUGUUUCCAACAAAUGGGUUCAGGGCAAAGACAUGUCUGAUUUUGAAAGAGAGAGUUAUAGCGUGGCACUUCAAGGCCCUGAUAUCUAUGUGACCGGAGGGUACAGGACACAGACUGUGGAUGCUUUAGACAGCGUGUGGAUUUAUAACACAGACUUGGAUGAAUGGACAGAAGGACGUCCCAUGAUCACAGCCAGAUACUACCACUGCUCGGUGGCUUUACGUGGAUGCAUAUACGUUAUUGGUGGAUAUACGGCAGGAGCUCCUACUCCAGAAACUGAAUUCUAUGAUCCUUUGAAGAGGAGAUGGUUUCCUGUAGCUGAUAUGAUACAAGGCGUGGGAAAUGCAACCGCUUGUGUGGUGAAUGACAGAGUCUAUGUAACCGGAGGACAUUAUGGGUACAGAGGAACCUGCACUUACGAGAAGAUUCAGACUUACCGGCCAGAUAUCAAUGAGUGGAGCAUCACAACCAUAUGUCCACAUCCUGAGUAUGGCCUCUGCUCGGUCUCCUUGAACAAUAAGCUUUAUCUGGUCGGCGGUCAGACCACCAUCACAGACUGUUACGAUCCUGAAAGAGAUGAAUGGAGACAGAUGUGUGCGAUGAAGGAGAGAAGGAUGGAGUGCGGCUCGGCUGUUAUAAACGGGUGCAUCUAUGUAGCAGGUGGGUAUUCAUACUCUAAAGGGACAUAUCUGCAGAGUAUAGAGAGGUAUGACCCUGAGAUCGAUUGCUGGGAGAUAGUGGGAAACCUCCCAUCAGCUGCACGCUCGCACGGCUGUGUUUGUGUGUUCAGUGUGUGAAAUUACAGCACAGUCACUAUCCAGUGGGGUCUAACUGUCUGAGACUAAUUUCAUUGAAACAUAGAAAUGAAGUGUUAGAGCAAAGUGAAUAGUAAAGUGAAUAGGCAAUACUUUAGGAACUAAUUCAGGGUUCCUGUCAAUCCUCCAUUUCAAAAUUCCAUACUUUUCCAGUAUGGAUUUCUGUGGGUUUUCCAUACUAUUCCAAACAUUUCAGUGGAUUUUUUUCAUAUUUUUCCAGACCACAUUUAACACCUGAUAAAUGUAUUUAAAAUCCAGCUGUUGACCAUAUUUGAUAUUAUCUUGCCAAAUAAUUGCAGGAAUUGUAGCCAUGUACAAACAC